AUGUUUGAACAGAUCAGCCUAUUUGGUGACUUCGAGGAUCUCGACUCGCCUGUAGAGGAGGAUUGUGAAGGUUUGACCACGGCCAACAAGUCUGAUAGUAUGGAGGACCCCAACAUGUCUAGCGAGUUUCCGUCCUUCAACGCAGCACCAUGGAUGAAUUCCACUGCCGCAGAAGAUUCUGCCAUGUUGGCACGAUCUGGGUCUCAUUUCGCCCAAAGCAAUUGGGAAGAAUGGAUGCGUUGGGAGCCAGGACCGGAGAGCCUUUCUUCGAAUUCCGUAGACACACCAAGUCUUCUCCAGACUGAUCCAGGAACUUCUCCCGACCAAAACAGUCAAUCAGACUCACAUACAUUGCAAAGAAGCAGUCACUCUCCAGACACACAUCACCUCGACCGCAGUAGUGUUCGGAACGAGCAUUCCUUCGACUUUGGAUCAAACCUAGAUGUUUCGUCCGGCUACCAAUUCAACUACUCUUCUCUUCCUGCAUCAUCAAGAGAUCUCCACGGCUUUCCAAAUGACACGUACCUGGAACCGUUGGCAUGGGAAAAUGGUUCCCAAUUUAGCCUUAGCAAUACUGGUCCUUUAAAUGCCGAAACCAUGAGCAAAGCCGCCGGUCAGUUUAAGCUAGGUACGACACCCUCAUCAGAGACAUCGCCAUCUGCAGUCAAGUUCAACCCCACUCCGGUCACUUCAGGAUCUGCAGGAUCUGAGUCUUCCCCUGAACCUGCCCGCCCGGAGUUCAAUAGGAAGAAACGCAAGGCUUCUACUUCUGAUGAGGAAAAAGAUUCAUCAGACAGGCAAGAGCCAGUGAAAAAAACAGCUCACAACAUGAUCGAGAAGCGAUAUAGAACAAAUCUGAAUGAUAAGAUCGCGGCAUUGAGAGAUAGUGUCCCCAGUUUGCGUGUUAUGUCCCGUCCGAACGGAACAUUGGAGGACGAUGAUCCAGAGGAUCUUGAGGGCCUCACUCCUGCUCACAAAUUGAACAAAGCAACAGUUCUUGCAAAGGCCACCGAGUACAUUCGGCAUCUUGAGAAAAGAAACAAGCGCCUCAAUGAUGAGCUUGCGGAUUACAAGACUCGGCUUGACAAUUUCAAUAAGCUCGCAAUGACAAGGUCUAUGGGCAUGGCUACGAUGGCUAUGGCAGAUAGUGGAAUUAGGUAUUCAGAAGACACCUUUACUGGAUCUUCAUCAUCACUUCACGCGUCCGCUCAGGCCACACCCCAGGGUAUGAUACCAGUACCGGAGAGUAUGGCCAAUCUCCAUCGUCGCAAUAAAGCACAAUCUCACUAUGCGUCUACGCCCUACGGUAGCUAUCUGAAUCCGCCUCCGGGGCAGAAUAUGGCUGGCCAACCACCCAUGGUUCAGGGUCGUGGCGGUGGCGGUUUCAUGAACAAGAUAAUGAUUGGUUCAUUCGCAGGGUUGAUGAUUCUAGAAGGUCUAGCAGAGCGUAAGGAGUCAAAUGAAGACACCAAGACAGAAUCUUUGUUUGGCUUACCGGUCGAGCUUUUUGGAGAAUGGGCAACCAUAUCUAUACCACCUGUCACUGGUUCCAAUGGACCUGGCAACGUUCUGCCUCUGUUUAAAUUCGUUUUGGUUAUCUUCGCGCUGAUGUAUCUUGCUUGGCCCAUCCUCACGUCCAAGCCAAAGUCCAAGAAAGCUCCUUCUACUAUCACGAGAGUCACGCCGACUCUGUCGCUUGCCUCACCUGUUGAGCUACGCUGCCAAGCAUGGCUCACAGCCGUCCAGUCAAUAUGGGUACCACAGCACAGCUUUUUGGCGGAGAUUACGGCUCUUGGUCUCAAGAUAUGCAAGCUGAGCACGCGUCACCUUAUUGGUUGGCAGGGCUAUGCCUUCUUGACUGGAGCCACAAGGGAGCAGGAGGAAGGACGAGUAAAGGCCUGGUCCAUCGCCUUGGACGCACAAUUGACUGGAGGCGAUGCAGAAAUCAACGUGAGACGCUUGAUAUUGACUCUCAUGGCCUCAGGCACUCUGCCAGAUACCCCUGGCCGACUAAUGCUCAAAGCAUUGCACAUCCGCGUCCUUCUCUGGGAAGUAGCUAACACGAAGAUCGGCGCCUGGUAUAAAUUCGAAGAGAUCAGUGCGAAGCUUGCGCGUCACUACUGGAACCAGGCUCGAGCCGAGCACAGGAUGAUGACCAGCCGGGCAGAGAUUGUCGAUAGCGAGCGGCUGCCUACUCAUCUUGCGGCCUUGCUCGACAUCGAAUGUGACGAUGUUCUUGUCCAUCCACUCAUUCAACGCGCAUACAACCUUGCCUGGAACAAACCAAGCGGCGAGAAUACUGAUGUCGACCUGAGUCUUGACAGCGUUCUCGAAGACUUUGCUAUUUCAGGACCACUCGAUGCUUUGGCUGCGUGGUGGUCAGGCCUGAUCUUGAACCGCGCACUCGUCGACUCGUUUGAUAAGGACAGCACCUGGACUGAGGACCUGAAACUCGCGGUCGAUACGGCACCUCCUAAUUCAGGUGCACAAGUGCGUGCGUUGGUCGCCAAGUCCAUUCUGCUGGACAGUAACAGAGACGAAGAGGUCGCUACUGCCUUCAAUGCCGUCCCACUCAAGCUCUCGGAGUCCAGUUCAGCAGCAGGACCACUCAUGAAUGUCGUCGGAACGGCACCUGUUUCGUCCGAUGUUAUCAAAGCCCUCACCAUGGCCCGCUGCCUAUCUCUCGCCGAAGCAAGCAAAGCAACAGGAUCAGUCGAAGCGCGCAUUCGCGCAACCUUCCCGAUUCGCACCAACCUGCUCAACGAGUACACGCUUUCCUUACUCAGCUUCGUGGCUGCAUACAAAAUUCUCCUUUCAUUCAGCAAUGACUUUGAGCUAUUGGCAGACAGUAGUGAAGGCCUAGAGCGAUUGGCCAGCCUGCUACGCCUGUGGGUUGGACGAGAAACGGGCCGCAAGAGUGGGUUUAGUAGGGAGAUCAGAGGAGAAAUCAUCGAGAAAUGCGUGCGUCUGAGUAAAGUCUUCACGGGGAUGGGGGAGAAGACAGAAAGUGACGACGGAUAUGUCAGUGGGGAUGAUGAGACUAGCGGGGUGGGCUUCACGGUGUAG
This is a messenger RNA of Pseudovirgaria hyperparasitica, 3066 nucleotides long. RefSeq lists its product as uncharacterized. Gene Ontology annotation, biological process: SREBP signaling pathway; positive regulation of transcription by RNA polymerase II. Gene Ontology annotation, molecular function: protein dimerization activity. Bases 1 to 3066 code for a protein of 1021 amino acids. The transcript has a single exon. The record is from RefSeq and is a predicted model, not a curated record. NCBI's taxonomy places the organism in Eukaryota, Fungi, Ascomycota, Dothideomycetes, Acrospermales, Acrospermaceae.